GAAGCAACACUUGGUGCAACAGCAUAUAUUCAGGUGUACUGGAAUCAGACCAUCAGUCCUUCUGCUCAGACCAGACCAGACCAGAACGGAUCUUCAGAAACCAUGCUCCGCUUCAGACUCAGGGACACACUAUUGCUGGCAGCAACAUGUCUGCUCAUGACGCCAGUUGAUUCCUCAAAGAGUGUUAUCACCUGUGGUAAUGCCAAUGAUGUCCAGCGCCUCAGAUGUGAUUCUGGAGUGAUCAUGGUUAAGGCAGCACUGUAUGGACGUCAAGACGCAAGGAUCUGCAGUGCAGGCAGACCUCCGGCUCAGCUUGUCAAUACAGCAUGUGCUCAGAAAGGCACAGUGGACAUCCUCAAGAAACGGUGUGAUGGCAAGAUGACGUGUGAGUUUGACACACAUAUAGUCCGUACCUCUGAUCCCUGCGUUGGCAUCUUCAAAUAUCUACAAACCAACUACACCUGUGUCCCAGCGUUUCACACGGAUACGUGCGAGCACUCUUAUGCAACAUUGUCUUGUAGUGAGGGGCAGGUUAUAUUUGUCUAUGGUGCUGACUAUGGACGUCGUGACCGGACCACAUGCUCUCACAGGAGGCCCACCUCCCAAAUCGAAGAUGUUGAAUGCUCACAUCCCACCACAAAAGUUGCGGAAAGGUGCAAUGGGAAGAACAGCUGUGUGAUCAAAGCCAGCAACUCAGUCUUUGGGGACCCCUGUGAGGGAACUUACAAGUACCUGGAGGUGGCUUACGUAUGUGAAUUUCCUGUGAAUCCAAGAGGGGGCCAGUUUCGCAAGGUCAAGCUACAGUUGAACAAGGAAGCAACACCUGGUGCAACAGCAUAUAUUCUGGUGUGCUGGAAUCAGACCAUCAGUCCUUCUGCUCAGACCAGACCGGAUCUUCUAAAAACCAUGCCCAGCUUCAGACUCAGCAGCACACUAUUGCUGGCAGCAACAUGUCUGCUCAUGACGCCAGUUGAUUCCUCAAAGAGUGUUAUCACCUGUGAUAAUACCCGUGAUGUCCAGCGCCUCAGAUGUGAUUCUGGAGUGAUCAUGGUUAAGGCAGCACUGUAUGGACGUCAAGACGCAAGGAUCUGCAGUGCAGGCAGACCUCCGGCUCAGCUUGCCAAUACAGCAUGUGCUCAGAAAGGCACAGUGGACAUCCUCAAGAAACGGUGUGAUGGCAAGAUGACGUGUGAGUUUGACACACGUAUAGUCCGUACCUCUGAUCCCUGCUUUGGCAUCUUCAAAUAUCUACAAACCAACUACACCUGUGUCCCAGCGUUUCACACGGAUACGUGCGAGCACUCUUAUGCAACAUUGUCUUGUGGCCAGGGGCAGGUUAUAUUUGUCUAUGGUGCUGACUAUGGACGUCGUGACCGGACCACAUGCUCUCACAGGAGGCCCACCUCCCAAAUAGAAAAUGUUGAAUGCUCACACCCCACCACAAAAGUUGCUGAAACGUGCAAUGGGAAGAACAGCUGUGUGAUCAAAGCCAGCAACUCAGUCCUUGGGGACCCCUGUCAGGGUACUUACAAGUACCUGGAGGUGGCUUACGUAUGUGAAUUUCCUGUGAAUCCAUGAGGGAACAUCCUUUUUUUUCUCCUAACACACAUGCAUUAAAAGAGUGAUAUAAAUUCAGCACUAUGUAUCCUGCAUUCUUUCUAAUAGAGUCUGCAACACAGUGAAUUACAAAAUCAUAACAAUAAACUGUUUGAAAUAAAUGACACUUCAUCAGCA
Notolabrus celidotus (New Zealand spotty) is the source of this 1734-nucleotide messenger RNA. RefSeq lists its product as uncharacterized. The record is from RefSeq and is a predicted model, not a curated record. Gene Ontology annotation, molecular function: carbohydrate binding. Lineage: Eukaryota; Metazoa; Chordata; Actinopteri; Labriformes; Labridae. The transcript has 17 exons. The coding region runs from base 103 to 1578 and encodes 491 amino acids.